Cercocebus atys (sooty mangabey) is the source of this 671-nucleotide messenger RNA. Its product is annotated as SH3 domain and tetratricopeptide repeat-containing protein 1-like. The coding region runs from base 337 to 645 and encodes 102 amino acids. The record is from RefSeq and is a predicted model, not a curated record. NCBI's taxonomy places the organism in Eukaryota, Metazoa, Chordata, Mammalia, Primates, Cercopithecidae. The transcript has 2 exons.
CAGCAGCAGAUGUUGGCAAGCGCCCUGGAGACAGGCGGUUCCCAUGCAGGGCCAGGCCCUCUGUGCCCUACUGAGGCAGCCAGCUCUUCCUGGUUUGCCCAGGGACCAUCCUGCCUUGAGUAUUGAAAGUCCUGCGUGCUGGGAAUCCCUAGACAUAACCCUGGGAUCAAGACAGGCUCUGCUGCGCUGGGACUUGGGGCCCCUCCAUGAGCCAGGCCCUGAACACCAGUUCUUGUGCCUGUGUUAUCUGCUUGGUAUCGCGGCAGCCUGCGCACCUGUCAUCCCACUUCACAGAGGACACGGGGCGGGUGAUUGCCGAAAGCCACAGAACAUUUCAUGCAAAAGCAGCUCGUUGUGCAGAGUGUGCCAGGCCCCACCCACAAAUGGGGCUUGUGGGGUCCUCAGGUGGCAGAGACUGAGCGUGGGAAUGUGAGCUUCAGGCCACAGAAGCCACAAAAGGGCCAGCUGCCGGCCACCCAGUGGCUGUGCUACUUCUACAGCGCCAUCAUGCCCAGCGAGGCCCAGUGUGUCAUCUACCACGAUCUCCAGCUCUCCCUGGCCUGCAAGGUGGCCGACAAGGUGCUGGAGGGGCAGCUCCUGGAGACCAUCAGUCAGGUCUACCUGUCCCUGGGCACGGAGUGGUAAGGGCUGGCUUUGCAGUGGUAGAGGUG